Molecule: messenger RNA, 977 nt
Organism: Bubalus bubalis (water buffalo)
Lineage: Eukaryota; Metazoa; Chordata; Mammalia; Artiodactyla; Bovidae
Gene: FKBP1B
Product: FKBP prolyl isomerase 1B
Exons: 4
Coding region: 171-497 (108 amino acids)
Biological process (GO): regulation of cardiac muscle contraction by regulation of the release of sequestered calcium ion
Cellular component (GO): sarcoplasmic reticulum membrane
Molecular function (GO): peptidyl-prolyl cis-trans isomerase activity
Source: RefSeq, a predicted model, not a curated record
CUCCCUUCCCCGUGGCCCCUCCCUGCGCAGGUCCCGACUCCAGCCGCACCUCCUCCGACUCUGCAGUGGCGGCGGGGAGGCGAGCCGGAGUGCCAGCGGGCCAGGGCCGGAGCCGAGCCGGGGUCGGGGCAGCAGCGGGGACCCUCGGAGGCGGGGCCAGUGGGACCGCGAUGGGCGUGGAGAUCGAGACCAUCUCCCCGGGAGACGGAAGGACAUUCCCCAAGAAGGGCCAGACGUGCGUGGUGCACUACACAGGAAUGCUUCAAAAUGGCAAGAAAUUCGAUUCAUCCAGAGACAGAAACAAGCCUUUCAAGUUCAGAAUUGGCAAACAGGAAGUCAUCAAGGGUUUUGAAGAAGGCGCAGCCCAGAUGAGCUUGGGGCAGAGGGCGAAGCUGACCUGCACUCCCGAUGUGGCAUAUGGAGCCACAGGCCACCCCGGUGUCAUCCCUCCCAAUGCCACCCUCAUCUUUGACGUGGAGCUGCUCAACCUAGAGUGAAGGCAGGAAGGAACUGAAGGUGGCUGGAGAUGGCUGCUGCUCACCCUCCUAGCCUGCUCGGCCACUGGGACGGCUCCUCCUGCUUGGGGCUCUUGAUCAGUGCGCUAACCUCACUGUCCCAUGGCAUUAUCCAUUCUCUCUGCCCAAGUUGCUCUGUCUGUGUUCCAUCCCUGUUCACGCUAAUCUUUGCUUGAGGAAACUUCGGUUGCAGAUUGAAAUGUUUCCGGUUGUGCAUUUUGCGUGAUGCAUGUAGCAGCCAUUCUUGAUCACAGAACAGAUUUCUUGUUCGCACAAUCUACACUGCCUUACUUUUACUUAAGCCAGACACACAAGGUGCUCAGACAUGAAACGUACGUGCUGUACACAGAGGGACUUGAGCCAGUUACCUUUGCUGUCACUUUCUCUCUCGGAAGUUCUGCUGACUUAAACAAUGUCCUCUUUGAAAACGGUAUGUAAAAUAAAGGCUCUGUGCUUGACAAA